Molecule: messenger RNA, 1908 nt
Organism: Choloepus didactylus (southern two-toed sloth)
Lineage: Eukaryota; Metazoa; Chordata; Mammalia; Pilosa; Megalonychidae
Gene: ABHD12
Product: abhydrolase domain containing 12, lysophospholipase
Exons: 13
Coding region: 120-1301 (393 amino acids)
Biological process (GO): phosphatidylserine catabolic process; monoacylglycerol catabolic process
Cellular component (GO): endoplasmic reticulum membrane
Molecular function (GO): monoacylglycerol lipase activity; phosphatidylcholine lysophospholipase A1 activity
Source: RefSeq, a predicted model, not a curated record
GCCGCGGCCUGGGGCUGGGCUGGGCUGCGAGGCCGGCGGCUCCGGGCGGCGGCGACUGCAGCGGGAGCGGGCGGCAAGGCCAGCGGGCGCCCUGGGUGGCCGGCUGUGUCGGCCGCGGGAUGAGGAAGCGGACCGAGCCCGUCACCUUGGAGCAUGAGCGCUGUGCCGUCUCGGGCUCGGCCGCCGCGGCGCUGGACGCCGACUGCCGCCUGAAGCAGAACCUGUGCCUGGCGGGCAGGGGGCCGGCGGAGCCGCGCUGCGCCGCCGACGCGGGCAUGAAGCGCGCGCUGGGCAGGCGAAAGGGCCUGUGGUUCCGACUGAGGAAGAUCCUUCUCUGUGUUCUGGGCUUGUAUGUUGCCAUUCCAUUUCUCGUCAAACUCUGUCCUGGGAUACAGGCCAAACUGAUUUUCUUGAAUUUCGUGAGGGUGCCCUAUUUCAUUGACUUGAAAAAGCCGCAGGAGCAAGGUUUGAAUCACACCUAUAAUUACUACCUCCAGCCAGAGGAAGAUGUGACUAUUGGAGUCUGGCACACCGUCCCCGCCGUCUGGUGGAAGAAUGCCCAAGGAAAGGACCACACGUGGUACGAGGAUGCCCUGGCCUCCAGCCACCCCAUCAUCCUGUACCUCCACGGGAACGCAGGCACCAGAGGAGGGGACCACCGCGUGGAGCUGUACAAGGUGCUGAGUUCCCUUGGUUACCACGUUGUCACCUUUGAUUACAGAGGAUGGGGCGACUCUGUGGGAACGCCAUCGGAGCGGGGCAUGACCUACGAUGCCCUCCACGUUUUUGACUGGAUCAAAGCCAGAAGUGGUGACAACCCUGUGUACAUUUGGGGUCAUUCCCUGGGCACUGGAGUUGCAACAAAUUUGGUGCGGCGCCUGUGUGAGCGAGAGACUCCUCCAGAUGCCCUUAUAUUGGAAUCUCCGUUCACUAACAUCCGUGAAGAAGCUAAAAGCCAUCCAUUUUCAGUGAUAUAUCGAUACUUCCCUGGAUUUGACUGGUUUUUCCUCGAUCCCAUCACAAGCAGUGGAAUUAAAUUUGCAAAUGAUGAAAACGUGAAGCACAUCUCCUGCUCCCUGCUCAUCCUGCAUGCAGAGGACGACCCCGUCGUGCCCUUCCAGCUUGGCAGAAAGCUCUACAACAUUGCUGCGCCAUCUCGAAGCUUCCGAGACUUCAAAGUGCAGUUUGUCCCCUUCCACUCAGACCUCGGCUAUAGGCACAAGUACAUCUACAAGAGCCCUGAGCUUCCACGGAUCCUGAGGGAGUUCCUGGGGAAGGCGGAGCAGGAGCAUCAGCACUGAGGCAGGCUGCCGGACGGAAGCCCCGAGGAGACCCUCCUCCCGUCUCCUUGCCAGCCUGGCGGGCGCCAGCAUCAGUGUUGCUUGGGACCCUGGCAGCUGCCGCUCGCCCAGUGCCCCCCUGGAGAGAGGACUUGGACGCCAGCCGGCCAGGCAGUGGAGGCCCCAGCAGGCCUGAGGGGCCCAGGAGCACGGGUGCGGGCAGGCCCGAGGCCCUGUCCCCCGCUUGCUCCCGCCCACCUUGAGCUACUGCUGGAAGAAUGUGACAAGAGCAGGCCGACCAGCCCUGCUCUACCCUGCACUCCCUGAGCUGGGCCGUGGAGGGCCCAGGGCACAGCCACUCCUGGGCUUCACAGCACCAUCGCAGAGAAUGGGGGGCAGGGGGCCGGGGGUCCUUCUGUCCCUUUGGAGGUCUGGCUGUCCUGCCGCCCGGCACGCCCUGCUUGCCUCCCUUGGCCGUGCAGCCUCCCCGAUGGUCCUGCUCACUCCCCAGACCGAGGAGCGCAACCGCGAGCCACGAGCCACAGCACUUCUUGGCAUUCCUCCCAUCUGUCCGUCUAACCUGGGCUUAGACUGAGCAUUUAUUUAAGAAUAAAAUCGUGGUGGUGGU